Molecule: messenger RNA, 3407 nt
Organism: Mugil cephalus (flathead mullet)
Lineage: Eukaryota; Metazoa; Chordata; Actinopteri; Mugiliformes; Mugilidae
Gene: exoc3l4
Product: exocyst complex component 3-like 4
Exons: 14
Coding region: 397-2814 (805 amino acids)
Biological process (GO): exocyst localization; exocytosis
Cellular component (GO): exocyst
Molecular function (GO): SNARE binding
Source: RefSeq, a predicted model, not a curated record
UACCUGUAAACAGAUCAGCCGUGGCUGAAAAAGACCUGCCAGUGAUUUACAAAUUAAUUAAAACAAAAGCAUUUUUCAAACUGCAUCGCGGACCCUCCGCCGUCAGUUUAUAAUCUAUUCCUUUAAUGAUUAACUAUUUUUUUCGCCUCACACUCAUCGCGACUGUAGCAGGAAGGUGAUCUCUGUGUCCUUGUCCGAAAAAAUAUUACGUUGCCUUGUCGUUCACAUAUUUUUUUAGAUUUUUUUUUUUUACCUCUGGCUUUUCAAACCACAUCCUCUCAGACAAUACAUUCCUCAGCUUGUUUUUUUAAAGCAAACCAGUUCUGCGACCAAUAAGAAACUGAAAGCAGAUUUUCACUCUUGCGUUCGCAGUUUGGUCCUAUUUAAUGAGACCAGAUGUCGGAGAUGACGGGCAAGUCCACGGACGACACCAGCGAGGACAGGGUGUCCCUCAAGAGCAACGGGAAGACGCCGAUCAACAGCCCCAUCAAAGCAUCGCUGGGAAGGCUGCAGUCGGUCACGAAAAGCUUCCGGAAAGCUGUGGAGAAGAGUCCUCGGUCACCUGGAGGGAAGGGGUCGAAGGUCGCGUCCAAAGCAUCAAACGAUGAGUCAGGAGCUCUGUCCUCACCUCCGCCUCCAUCGCCCAGUCUGAGCGCUGCGAGCCCUUCUCCUCGGAAGAACUUAGGAGGCUUCUUCCAGAAAAAAGACGAGGACGAGGCCGGCGACGCUUCGCCCAGAGACAAAACCCUGCCACGUUCAAAGACAGAUCCCAAUAUGUCCGGUUCCACAAACUCCCUUAUGAAAAGAGCAUCGACGCUGCGCCGAAGCCUGGGGUUAAUUUCAAAGAAGGACAACAAGCAGGAGCCACUCAAAACUGUCUCUGAAGGAGCUGGGGCCGACAAGAAGGAGGAGGGGGAGGAGAAGGAGGAGGACGAGGAGAAGGAGGAUGAGGAGAAGGAGGAAAUGGAGGAGUCAUACAUGCUGCCAGAUAUACCCCACACACCACUGUCAGUGAUGCAGAUCAAUAAGCUGAUAGACAUGGAGGUGCUGGAGGAGGCCCACCUCAACCUGCUCUCCAUGCGGCUGGAGUUCAAGCAGGAGCAGGAGCGUAGUGGCGAGGACUCGCCCAUGGAUCUGGCCAAGAAGGAGAAAGACCUCAGCCUCCUGUACGGAGAGCUGAGGACGAAGAUCUGCAUCAUAGUGCGCGACUCCAACUCUCUUCCCGACAGAAACAAGGAUCUGCUGGUCCCCGUGGCUCGCAUCAUCCAGGAGGAGGAGAAGAGGGCGGAGGAGCCGGGAGGGCUCCCAGAAAGCUGGAUGGACACCUGGAGGGAGGCAGUUAGCGACGGCGUCAGGGUCAAGGUGGAGAAGGUUCACUUGGAUAACAGGGAGCAGAACACCUCCUGGCUGGCCGUUCACCUGGGCCUGCUGGGCAAAGCCAUCGUGGAGGACCUGGAGAUCGUGAAAAAGAAGCUGCGGUGGUCCUACCCGCCCAGCUUUAAGGUCUUCAGCACCUACGUCCAGAGUUACCACAGAGUCGUCGGGGAGCACCUGAAGAAACUGGAGGGGAAGGUGACGGAGCUGAAGGACCUGUACGCCCUGUUGGACUGGAUCCUCAACAAGUACAAGAGUGACAGGAUCAUGGGAAACGUCUCCCUGCAGCCGGACAUGGAGGGAGAGAGGGUUGAGCUUCAGCUGGAGGAGGACUUCCUGAAGAAGCUGAAGGAGAAGUACUGCCAGACGAUGAGGGUGGAGGACAUGAGGCCUUCGCUUGACAGAGUCAUUGAUCUGGAAAACGAAGAGGUUUGGGAGAAGAGACACGCGCCAGAGAAAGAGGACGGCGUCCUCAGCUCUAAGUUUCCUAUGGACAUCUGGACGAGAAUUAAAAGCAACGCUAAUCAUGCUGCAAGACUUGAUGCACAGCUGGAACAGAAGGUUCUCUCUAACUGCCUCGAGGAACUCAAACAGUUCCCCAAGAGAUUUGAGUCAGAGUUCUCGCGUCACUGCGGUGCUCUCAAGCCACAGCCUCUAUGGACGGAGUAUCAAAUAAUGUACAUCAACAGCUUCACCUCUUUACAGCAGUACAUGGACGGAUACCAGGACAAAUGUCCAGAUGAAGUGGAAGGCUUCAGGAAAGAGGCGAAGUGGCUGAUUGUCAGGCUUCUGGAGGGCCUCGAGGACCAGUUCAAAGAGGAUGUCAAGCCGUACCUGAGGAGAAUGAUGACGAGGAAGUGGCUCACCAACGAAGAAGACUUCACUCAACUUUACAAUCGCACGAAGAAGCUUUCAGAGCACUGUGAGGUCAUGAAGCCUCCACAUGUCCAGGAUUUUGCGAGUCGAUUGCAUCACCACGUGGUGAAGGAAUACGUCGGCCAGCUGAUGAAGAACAACUACUCAUGCAAGAACCAGAAACACGACAAGGCAUCGAGCAAGAUCAGUCAGCAGUGGAACAAGCUCACAGACCUGUUUAAAGACAUGAACUCGACGCACGAGUGGCUGCACCAUGUUGGAGACGAUCUGAGCAACAUUAUCGGACAGAAAAACAAGACGGACAUCAAGAAUCAGCUGAAGCCUUUAGUAGAGCACUACCCAGACUUCAGUCGGAAGCACCUGGUUGCCGUUCUGUACUUCAGGGGCCUGACGAGUGGCCGCGAGCACCGGCUCAUACUCCAGCAACUCUCAGCGCUCAAGAAAGAGAAAGAGAGCGUCAGCGUUGACAGAGUUUUGUUCGGCGACAUGCAAGUCAACGUCAACACAGACUGUCUGUCCAACCUGCCUUUCUCCUGCCUCGGCUUCCUGCAGUCACACAACUGAGGAGAGGCUGCAGGCGAAAUGCAAGGAAUGCACGGACGGGAAAAGCUGUCGGUGCAGAUUUCCCCGGGGGGGAUUUGAUCAGAAACGUCAUUUUUAUUCCACAAAUUUUCUCCUGCAAAAAUUCUUGUCUUAAAACGUGAGCAUCACGAAGAUCCAAUAAAGUUUAAUAAUAAAGGCGACUGCAUCAGAUCAGGAAUGUGACAUCAACUGUGCAGAAACAAUAAUAUGACACAUGGAGUGUGUUUGUGUUUCAGGUUUUUCUGAGCAAAUAAGAGCUUGUGCAAAAUGCUGCAUGUGUAGCAGAUUUAAUAAAUGAAAAACAGAUUCUGUCAGAGUUUUAAGUUAAGGCGGCACAUUAGCCCGGCUGAAGAUAAAUGUGUAAAUAUAUGUGAAAUGUAAAUCUGUAAAAUGUGAGCCCCUCUCAUCUGCUUAUUAUAAUUAUUGCAGGAAACCCGCCAUGAAAUGUGACUUUCUUUUCAGGAAACCGUUCAGUUGUUUUGUGUGUGUGUGUGUGUGUGUGUGUGUGAGUGGAGUUCUGUAAAAAGAAAUGUGUUUUGUUUUUAAUAAAAUAUCAAACUACAGUCAAACUACAA